Molecule: messenger RNA, 333 nt
Organism: Capsella rubella
Lineage: Eukaryota; Viridiplantae; Streptophyta; Magnoliopsida; Brassicales; Brassicaceae
Product: defensin-like protein 149
Exons: 2
Coding region: 65-292 (75 amino acids)
Source: RefSeq, a predicted model, not a curated record
ACUUCACUUUAUUUAUUCUUUUUCAAGUUUAAAAGCUAUCAAUUGAUUUUAUACCAUAUCCUCGAUGAAGAAGACCGCUCAACUGUUCACCGUUAUGCUCAUCUUCACCAUUCUCGUCCUAGGAGUGGUGGCAGAUGAAGGGUUAGGAAAAAAGAAACAAUGUCAUGAAGUUCUAAAAAAAUCAGGUUGUGUUGACAAAGAGUGUCAGUCUAUGUGUAAGAAGAAGCAGCCGAAAGGAGUUGGUUAUUGCACUCCUUCUAAGAAGUGUUUCUGUUAUUUCCAUUGCCCCUAAUUAAAAUAAUUUUUAUGAUUUACAAAUAAUUAGAGACUUAA